GCUGGCCCAUGUUGGGACUGCCCCCCAGGGACCACUGUGAGGGUCGGAGCCCUGUCCGAAGAAGCCCUGCUGGAGGCUUCCGCAGCAGUGACCGGGGCAGCCUGGCCUGAGGCCAUGACUCUGGAGCUGGCCCCUGAGAACCGAGAGGAGACUGGCAGUGGAGACUCCCAGGCCAGUCGAGCCACCCUCCCUGGCCUUGAGGAGGCUCUCAGAGAGACAGAAGUACCACCCUCUGGGGAAAGUUGGGGUCCAGCUUCAGAGCCAGUAGGGGCAAAGGGGCCUCCUUCUCCUACCCUAGGGGGUCACCUCAGCCUUACCCUGCCAGGCUCCGGCCCCAAGCUUCCUGAUGUGGCCCACAAGGAAAACCCCUUGGAGUUAUGGCUGAGCCUGGGCAGUAGCCUGCCCAACCCUCAUGUGCCAGCUACUGCCUCUCCACCUCUGGGUACUCCAGAGCCUCAACCUUCCUCAGAGAUCAUCGACAUGGACUACUAUGAUGGCUUAGACUCUGAGAUCCGGGGUGCUGACUUGGGGAGCUUCCCAGAGUCCCCUGACACUUCCCAUCAACACAUUCACCCAGGUGAAGAUGCGCCAUCCUGGAGCCUGACUGACAUGUAUGAUGACUUCACCCCCUUUGAUGAGUCUGACUUCUACCCCACCACCUCCUUUUAUGAGUUGGAAGAAGAAGAGGAGGACGAAGAGGAUGAAGCAGCUGUUCAGGACCUAGAAGAUGAAAAUGACCAAGGACUACCUGGCCUGACACCCAGCACGGGUCCAGGCAUUUCCCAGCCCACCAGUCGUUGGCAUGCAGUACCUCCACAACAGACUCUGGGGGUGAACCCAGACAACAGUAUCACCUUCAGGCCUCGUCCAGGAGAAGUAGGCAAAGAACUGGCACCAAGUGAGAAUGGCACAGUGUGCCGAAGUGGCUUUGUUAGGCACAAUGGCUCCUGCCGGUCAGUGUGUGAUCUCUUCCCAAGCUAUUGCCACAAUGGAGGCCAGUGCUACCUGGUGGAGAAUUUAGGGGCCUUUUGCAGGUGUAACACACAGGACUACAUCUGGCACAAGGGGAUGCGAUGCGAGUCGAUCAUCACUGAUUUCCAGGUGAUGUGUGUGGCUGUAGGAACAGCUGCCCUCGUCUUGCUCCUCCUCUUCAUGAUGACUGUUUUCUUCGCCAAGAAACUCUAUCUGCUUAAGACAGAAAACAGCAAACUGCGCAAGACCAACAGAUUCCGGACACCAUCUGAGCUCCACAAUGAUAACUUCUCCCUCUCCACCAUUGCCGAGGGAUCUCACCCAAAUGAUGACUCCAACAUAUCCCAUAAAAUGCAGGAUGUUCUGAAGUCCUGCCUAAAAGAGGAGGAGUCAUUUAACAUUCAGAAUUCCAUGUCACCCAAACAUGAGAGUAACAAAGGUGACCAAGAUGACUCGGAAGUGAACUGUCUCCAGAAUAAUUUAACAUGAAGCAAAGGAAUAGGAAGAGGAGGAGGAGAAGAGGCGGGAAAGAAAAUUGACCUAUUGUACAGUCCAUUUCUUGUAACCAUCUGUUAAACUUUUCCUUUUUCUGAUUUCAUGGCAUGCUUUGAUGUAUUUUGUACAGAACGGGGGGAAAGCCCCACAAAAUAUGUGAAGAGCCUAAGCUGAAUUGCGUGCAUCGGGGUGUUUGAUCUGUGCUGUCUGUAUAUUGCUUGGGUUAGUUCUGCUGCUGUGAUUUCUAAACCUUUGCUGUUAUUCAACUGACUUUUUUUGUACUUUGA
Molecule: messenger RNA, 1754 nt
Organism: Vombatus ursinus (common wombat)
Lineage: Eukaryota; Metazoa; Chordata; Mammalia; Diprotodontia; Vombatidae
Gene: CSPG5
Product: chondroitin sulfate proteoglycan 5
Exons: 4
Coding region: 115-1461 (448 amino acids)
Biological process (GO): nervous system development
Source: RefSeq, a predicted model, not a curated record